Messenger RNA from Spizellomyces punctatus DAOM BR117, 1725 nucleotides. RefSeq lists its product as uncharacterized. Gene Ontology annotation, biological process: cellular response to biotic stimulus. The coding region runs from base 131 to 1504 and encodes 457 amino acids. NCBI's taxonomy places the organism in Eukaryota, Fungi, Chytridiomycota, Chytridiomycetes, Spizellomycetales, Spizellomycetaceae. The transcript has 6 exons. The record is from RefSeq and is a predicted model, not a curated record.
CGAGUGUCCGCACACGAAGCCGCUGCUUUUGUUGGGGGAGGUCUUUGCUUGCAAUUUCCCUUUUAGCCAAGUGGGGAGGGUGAACUUUAUCUGGACUUUAAGUGAUCGUCUUGUCUGGGGAUUUUGAAAGAUGUCACCCAACCACAAUGUCCAUCAAGUGGCGCCGACACGCUACCGUGUCGAAGGGCCCGGCAACAUGUACUUUUCCAACUUGCAACUCGUUGGUAGCAUUUUGGGUGUUCCUCUGGGUAUCGUCCUGCUCACGGGAUGGCCCUUGGCAUGGUUCCCGUUCCUGGCCGUCCUGCUAGCUCUUCCCGUGUUUGCGGCGUACAAUGUCCUGUACGCUCAAUAUGCUCCUCCGAUUCGCCCCCAGAAAGGCCUACCGGGCAAGAACAUUGAGGAUUACAUGGUGAUAAAGGACAAGGAACUUCAGAUCUAUUCUGGCAAAAAGAAGAUUCCCAUUGAGACCUUCUUUGAGAAUUACUUUGAUGAAAAGAUUGAUAUCAAGGAUGAUAUGUUGGAGCUUUUGGAAUCGAGACAUGAUUGGGCUUCCUUCAUUUGGACCACGGCUCAGGCAAAGUUUUUCUUGACUCAGUGGAUUCCUGAGACGCUCUGGCAUUCCAAGAAGCAGGAUGAGGAUCAAGUGCGGGACCACUACGACCGUGGAGAUGACUUUUAUGAAUCAUUCUUGGGCCCGAUGAUGAUCUACACCUCUGGUAUCAUGACCAGCGCCACCAAGCGCGAAACCCUUGAAGAAUUGCAACAGAACAAGCUCAACUUGGUCUGUGACAAGAUUCAACUGAAACCCGGCGACCGGAUGCUCGACAUUGGUUGCGGCUGGGGGACCUUGUCGGUUCAUGCCGCCAAGGCCGGAGCCAAAGUCACUGGUGUUACCCUUGGAAAGAACCAGGCUGCGUGGGGAACCCGCAAGGCGCAGGAAGCUGGCGUGUCCUCCAAUGUCCAAAUCCUUUGCAAAGAUUACCGUGACAUUCCCUUCCAAAAGUACGACAAGAUUACUUGUCUUGAGAUGGCCGAGCAUGUUGGUGUGCUCCGCUUUCAAACAUUCUUGUUGCAAGUUCGGGAAAUGUUGGAGGACGAUGGUGUAUUUUUCCUUCAAAUUGCAGGGUUGCGUCGGACUUGGCAAUAUGAGGACCUGAUGUGGGGUCUCUUUAUGGCCAAGUAUGUCUUCCCUGGCGCGGACGCUUCCUGCCCUCUCAACUGGUACAUUGAGCAGCUGGAACGAGCUGGCUUUGAGGUGCAGAGCUCCGAGACUCUUGGUGUGCACUACUCGGCGACGAUUUACCGCUGGUACUCGAACUGGUUGAAGAACAAGGACAAGAUUAUUGCCAAGUAUGGUGUGAGGUGGUACAGGAUUUGGGAGUACUUCCUUGCCUAUUCCACUAUUAUUGCGAGACAAGGCAGUGCUACUGUCUACCAACUGGUUUGCCACAAGAACUUGAAUUCGUUUGAUCGGAAUCAGUUUAUCGAACGACCGAGGCUUUAGUGGUUUUACCAUUACUUUGUAGUAGGGGUUUGAAACUUAUUUAGGAUUAUAGGAAGGAGAGAGGGUUGGGGUAUCUAGAUGAACGUUUGGGGCUUAGCAAAAAAGUGUAGAAGUUAGGGACUUUGGUCUUAAAACUUGUACUUUUUUCGGAAGAUGAAGGCUUUUGAUGGUUUUUCUUUUUAUUGUGCAGGGCGGUGUGCUUGAUUGAAUAACUGUUUGAC